This is a messenger RNA of Fusarium sp. VM40, 1113 nucleotides long. NCBI's taxonomy places the organism in Eukaryota, Fungi, Ascomycota, Sordariomycetes, Hypocreales, Nectriaceae. The record is from the annotation of a GenBank genome assembly.
AUGUCGAACCCUAUCCCCGCCGCCAUCUACAAUGCCGCUCCGAAUAGCGCUCUUGGUGUAUACCAGAAAUCUCAUCUUUGGCCGGUUGCCCUACUUGGUGCUCUCGCUCCUGGUACUUGGAGUAAAUCUGUCUUGGAGAGUUUGAACAGCGUGGUCAACAUUUGCACAAAAGACGGUGCCAGUACAACUUGUCCAGAGCUGGUAGCAUGGCUGGCAACUUGGUGCGAACGCAAACACCAAGACCAUAUCAACAAUGAGGCGCUAAAGGACGCCAAAACAUGGAUCAAGGGCAAGACUCGUGUCUCUGAAAGACAAGGUGCUGCUCCUCCAAUUGAGAAUUCCCGCAAGCGAAAAGACCAUAGUAGAGAACAGACUAUGGCAUCUAUGGCAAAGAGACGCUCACACCAGGAGGACGAGGUUGAAGAUGAAGAUGAAGACGAGCUACAAGAUCAGCCUCCUCGUUCUAGUCCGUUUGUGUCGACCCCUAGCCAGCCUGAACCCACGGCGCAAUCUCGAGAUGAUGCAAAGCGUGCAUGGGCAUUAUGCCUCGAAAAAGACCUUCGAGACUCUACCAUGGCCCUCCAAGCAGCUGAGGCUAUACUCGCCGCUCACCAAAACACCAUCACGGCCAUGAAUCUCCAACUUCAGCUCCUCCGCAACAAAGACCUCUCCCCUCUUCGGAUAGUCGUAUCCGAUAAACAAGCUGAGUUUGAUGCAGCUAGUGAGAAGCUGGACGAAUACCAACAUUAUCUCGCAAAGUAUCGUCUUAUCCCUAAAGACCGAACCAAGCCUAUCCCCGAAUGGCAUCUUGCGGCUGAGGCUGGAGCUUUAGCCGACAUCAAUCGAUCUCGAGACGCUGUUAGAGCAGCUGGGUUGGAGCUGGAUGAGGCCAAACAACAUAUCACCAACCACCAAAACAGCAUCACCAGUCAGGAGGACGAUAUCUUGCGUGUGGAGGCUGAUCUUGCUGGUUUGGCUGCAGAGGUCAAGGCCAAAACUGAGGUUCGUGAUGCAAACAAACUACUACUACGGGCACAUUUACUUGGUGUUGAUGGAAUUCGGGCUCUUGGGCGGGAGAAGAUGGAUGUUUUGCUGGAUAUGGUUAAGGAGUAG